AGCAGACAAACAGAGGGGGGCGAAGGACAGCGCCAGUUAGCACAGAGAGAGACAGGCACUCUCAUCAGUGACGGGCUCACUGGCUGCGUGGACAGAGCUGUGGCGCAGGAGGAAGAGGAGGAGAGGUGCAACGGGAGGACAAGCUGCCUGAAAACCAGCGCAAAGAAGAGGAGCAAACCGCGAGAGAGGGAGGAGAGAUCACUGAGGGGAUAGAAGUCAUUCGGAGCAGAGAGAGGAAGCAAGCUGGGUGAAGCUGACAAGGACACAGAGGGAGAAAAAGUGCACAGAGAAGCCUUCGGUGACGGCGGAGAGAAGUGAGGGAGUGCGUGCACAAAGUGGAAAAGAAGAAGAAGAGGAGGAGAAGCGGGAGCCUGACAGGAGGUCGAGCUUACAGGGCUGGACACGAGAGCGAAGCAGAGGAGGAGGGGGAGCGUGAGGGCAGUUGAUGGAUUUGAUGUGGGGAGAGUAUUUUUAGAAGGAGGAGCGGAGACAUGAGAGGCAUAUUGAGAUUCUCUGAUUCUUUGAGUUGGGGAGAAAAAACUAGGAAGGAAGAAGAAGAGAGAGUAUAGGGAGACAGAGAAAAGGGGGAGAGAUGUUGAGAUCAGAGUGUGACAGAACAUAUUAUCUCUAGUCUGGUUUCCCGCAGGAAACCGCUGUGAGUGUGUGUCCGUGAAUGCGCAUGAGUGCCUCCUUCUCCAUGUGAAAGUGUGUUGUAGUAUGUUUCUCACUGUGACUGUGCUGCUGAGAAGCGGGUCGCUACAAGAUGAAGCUACCCCGUGGUUACCCGCAGGACCUAAUGACACUGGUUAAAGCCAAGUUGGGUGAGAGACAAGAAACAGACAAGUAACAUCACAAGGAAGUCUAGGCAUCAAAAGUGAGACCGCAAAGUGGGACAGAAAUGAAAUGAGCAUGGAAGACAUUUGUGAAUUCAAUUAAAGCUUGUAGGCUACUAAACAGUGACAAGGAACUGAUUGCUGCCUCUGGCUCCCGAAACGCCUCAGCAAGCCAGCGAAGCCAAAAAACACAUGCGUGACUCAAAAGAAGAAAAACCACAGCGCUGGAACAAGGCAAGCUCUCCUCUAACAGACUGCACCACACCAACCGAUUCCCUCCGCUGUCGUCUCAUUAUUUUAAUUACCUUCUCUUCUUUCAUUUGUGUUUUUGUCCUCUCUGCUUAGCCCUUGGUGUUUUGUAUUCUAUCCUCCUCUCUCCCUCUCUCUUCCCCUCCCUCUUCCUCUUGCCUUCACUCUCUCUGUCUCAUCCUCUCUUGUUCACUGUCACACUAACUGCGGUGGGCACUGGAGUCACUCGUGUAGAAGACACCUUGCUUGGAGCACAUUUGCCUAGCUGUUUUUGAGUUGGAUGAUUGGAGCACUCUCCGAUCCAGAGACCAGGAUAGAUGACCAACAAGUAGCUUAUGCUGAGUUAAUCAGAGCUCCACCAGGAGAGGAAGGACAACUUCAAAACACACUGAAUUCCUUGUGGGUACUUGUGGGUACUACGUCUGCAUAUAGUAUAUUUACAAUUAAGACUGAGUGGACCAUUAGUAUUCAUUCAAACACAUAUCCAGGUGUGGAUUACAGUAGUGGAUUUAUCCUGGAGCUACAUGUGGGCCCCAGCCCCUGAGGCCUGGCUUGGAUAUGAAGCCUUUCCUGUGGCUGUAGGAGCGCUGUGGGCAGCUAUGGCCCUGGAGGGGCGCUGUCUCCGGCGGGGAUCCCCGGCUAUGAUCAGAAAGGGUCGUCAGCGGCAUCCUAUGAAGCCAACUCUGACACGGAUCACUUCAACUUUGCUAUCAAGGACACGCCUGCACGGCCUGAGGCAGGUUUGCGUCCCUGGUGGCUCUGUGGGCCGCAGGGCCUUCUGGCUACUGGCCCUCUGCACCUCCCUGGGGCUGCUUUUAUCCUGGUCCUCCAACCGCCUACUGCACUGGCUUUCCUUCCCCACACACACACGAGUCCACACAGAGUGGGCCAGAGAACUGGCCUUCCCCACAGUCACUAUCUGCAACAACAACUCCUAUCCCCCUUUUCAACCCCCCCAAAACCCCCCUUUUUUCCCCCCCCCCCCCCUCGCCCUUUUUUUUUUUCCCUUUUGGUGUUUGUGUUUUUUUUUUUUUUUUUUUUUUUUUUUUUUUUUUUUUUUUUUUUUUUUUUUUUUUUUUUUUUUUUUUUUUUUUCUCUCCCCCUUUCUUUUCCCCCUUAAUUUUUUUUUUUUUCCCCCCCCCCCCCCCCCAUCCCUCCUCUCCUCCCCCCCCCUCUCAUGCAAAUACAGAGGAGAGCCAUGCGGCGCUCACAACUUCUCUUCUGUGUUCACCAGGUAUGGGAAGUGCUACAUGUUUAACGCUGCAGAGGAGGGGAAGACGCUCCGCACCACCAUGAAGGGAGGGACGGGAAACGGUCUGGAGAUCAUGUUGGACAUCCAGCAGGACGAGUACCUGCCAGUGUGGGGGGACACAGAGGAUACAGCCUUCGAGGCAGGUGUGCGGGUACAGAUCCACAGCCAGGCGGAGCCCCCAUUUGUUCACGAGCUGGGCUUCGGCGUGGCUCCCGGCUUUCAGACUUUUGUAGCCACACAGGAGCAGAGGCUGACUUACCUGCCUCCCCCCUGGGGAGAGUGCGAGUGGAGGGCUCUGGAGUCUGGCUUUUUCCAGGUCUACAGUAUAACUGCCUGCAGGAUUGACUGUGAAACACGCUACAUCGUAGAAAACUGCAACUGCAGGAUGGUGCACAUGCCUGGUGAUGCUUCUUACUGCACCCCUGAGCAGUACAAAGACUGCGCUGAGCCUGCCCUCGCCAAACUGUCGGCCGUGGAGAGCAGUAACUGCAUGUGCAGGACGCCGUGCAAUAUGACCCGCUACAACAAAGAGCUGUCCAUGGUCAAAAUCCCCAGCAAGACCUCAGCCCGCUACCUGCAGAAGAAGUUCAACAAGUCCGAGAAGUACAUCACAGACAACAUCUUGGUGCUGGAUGUGUUCUUUGAGGCUUUGAACUAUGAGACCAUUGAUCAAAAGAAAGCUUACGAGGUGGCAGGCUUGCUGGGGGAUAUUGGAGGCCAAAUGGGUCUGUUCAUUGGAGCCAGCAUCCUCACCAUCCUUGAGCUGUUUGACUAUGCUUAUGAGGUGGUGAAAGAUAGACUACUGGAUUUACUGAGCAGAGAGGAGGAGGAGGAGAGUCAUGGAGAGGAUGUGAGUUCCUGUGACCCGGUGGCAAACCACUCGGAGUCCAUCAGCCACACUGUGACAGUCCCCCUGCAGACAACGCUGGGCACCCUGGAGGAGAUUGCCUGCUGAGGCCCCCCCGCCUGUGCCCCUCAGAGCCACGCACAGCCAGAGGCUGCCUCCACUGGGUGGCGCUACAUCCUCUGUUAGGGCAUCCUGCAAGACCUGAACAGGGGAGAGGAGGAGAUGAGGACAAGAACAUAAAUUGGCCUAAGGACAGCGGUGUGCUCUGUUACACCGCCCUGUCUGAAACACUGAUGGGGAUUAAGGAGCUGUCGGCUGGACUUAUCGGCCCUCUCUGUCACCCUACACUGUACUGUGGUGGGAGGGUGGCCUCCACUGUGCCAGACCUGCAGUGGGUUCUGUGUCUCCACAUACUGUACACGCACACAGAAAAUCUGAGAAUGGGUGGGACAACUACCCAUAAAGGGGGCUUUCCCCUGUGCAGCAUAUUUAUGUAACAAACACAUUCAUAAGUCGCUCACUGCCAAAUUAACUGUACAAAAUUGGUUUUGAACUGCAUGCAUCGCUCUAUCUUGCUCUCUUCUGCUGAUGCAUACGCUGGACUGCAGUGUUGCUUUACUAUACAUGUGUGCCAUUUGUCUCUCUCUAUCUGCAGGACAGGCCUGUGACAAGGCCUCAGGUGAGAUAUCAAACUUCGAAUGUACAGAUUGAACAUAUGGUUGUUUAAAAUCAUAAUUCAGGUGAUACCAAUCCUUUGAAAAUGUAUUCUAAUGAGCGAUUAUUUCUUUGUUAAUUAUCUUGAAGGGAAAGGUGUUUGCUGAUGUAUGAACAUUACUGAGAAAAAGACAACAACCUUUGUUCACUAAAAACAGUGAAAUCUGAACAUUUUGCAGCCCACAUUUUUGCAUAUUUUUUUCACCUGUCAGUUUCAAUUUAAUCAGUUUACUAAAAGGCAUGUUUGCUAUGUGACUCCUGGGGUGUAAAGCUGUUCCCUACAGACAUAUUUGAAGGGAUGUCAAACUCUUACUGUUAAUUUAUAUGAAUAAAUGACUUCUGGCUGCUGCACCUCACCACAGCACCCCUCUGAAUCAGAAUUUGUUUGCCUGCCAGACAGCAAGCCAUGUACAAACGCUGCAACAAAUGGAUAUACCCACUGUUGUUGAACCAUUAUUUAAUUAAGAGAAUGUCAAAAUGAUAUUUCAAAUAGCUAUUACCACUUUAUCAAGGGUGGAAUCAUUUUGACUUUCAACAAAAACAAAACAACCCCAGGCUUGAUAAUUUUACUCAAUUUUCAUGAUCAUAGAACUUGUUACAAAAGCACCAUGAGGGGGUUCAGCCAGGAUUUUUUUUAGGAUAAAGGGUCUGCUGUGAUAUGGUGUAAAUAUCUAGGAUUUUUUUCUCAUAUCAAUGGGUACCACGCAGAUGUGCCCAAAGCAGAUAUAAUUUAAAAGAACACCAACUUCAAGUCCAGAAGUGACUUCAUAUUUGUCACAUUUUUUCAUAAUGUUACUCUUUCAAUAGGUGAGAAUGUUAUGUAACAGGCAGUAGCAUUUUCAGGGCAGUUCAAUGUCAUGCUAAUCACACUUUGCUACAAACACCAGGCUUUCUUUCCAAAUCAGGUCUAUCUGAGCCUUCAGUGUUCUCAGAAACAACAGUAACAUAUAAACGGCUUUACACCAAAAGUUUGUGUAAGAUCAUGUGGAAGAUUUAGUGUAUCUGAGUCCAUGAUCAUCCUAGCUUGGUCUUUGUCAUCAUGGUAAUGUACAUUACAGGUAGGAAUGAAUUCAAGUGCUUUGUGAGACUGUUUGAAUUAUGAUUUCCCAUCUGUGGCUCAACCUGCUGUGUGUACUAUCUCAUGUUGUGGCUUCAGAUGAACAAAAUUCUUAGCUGACCUGCAGGGGUGUGAGACAAACAUGUCUCGCUUCUCUUGAUGACCACGACACUGGCUGAUUCUUCUCUCUACUUUGGCUUCAAUUGUUAUCGCAGGACAGCGUUUUCUCAUUUUGUGAUGCAGCAUACAGUGUGUGUUUUUAAUGUGAAACAAAUUAAAAAGUUGUUUUGCAGUGGUGGCGUU
Perca fluviatilis (European perch) is the source of this 5255-nucleotide messenger RNA. It is a transcript of the gene asic2, whose product is annotated as acid-sensing (proton-gated) ion channel 2. Gene Ontology annotation, molecular function: ligand-gated sodium channel activity. The record is from RefSeq and is a predicted model, not a curated record. Gene Ontology annotation, cellular component: membrane. Lineage: Eukaryota; Metazoa; Chordata; Actinopteri; Perciformes; Percidae. The transcript is spliced from 10 exons. Bases 1607 to 3289 code for a protein of 560 amino acids. Gene Ontology annotation, biological process: sodium ion transmembrane transport.